This is a messenger RNA of Chionomys nivalis (European snow vole), 174 nucleotides long. It is a transcript of the gene Ctxnd2, whose product is annotated as cortexin domain containing 2. The record is from RefSeq and is a predicted model, not a curated record. Bases 7 to 174 code for a protein of 55 amino acids. Lineage: Eukaryota; Metazoa; Chordata; Mammalia; Rodentia; Cricetidae. The transcript has a single exon.
GUCCUCAUGGAAGAGGCCAGCCUGUCCAGCGCUAUCGACGUGGACAAAGCCUUUGCCGUUGCCUUUGUCGUCCUCUUGAUUCUCUUUCUAAUGGUGAUGGUUUAUCAGUGUGUAAAGCUGGUGCAGAAUCCCUAUGAGGUCAGCUCCACAACCACAGACCCAUCUCUGAGCUGA